Messenger RNA from Jatropha curcas, 588 nucleotides. RefSeq names its product stress response protein. The record is from RefSeq and is a predicted model, not a curated record. NCBI's taxonomy places the organism in Eukaryota, Viridiplantae, Streptophyta, Magnoliopsida, Malpighiales, Euphorbiaceae.
AUUGAUUCAAUAUGCCCAAAAAGAAAACUUCAAAGGCAACCGAGCAAGCAGAAAAAGAAGCCACUGUAGUAGAACCAGAAAAACCAUCGUUAACGCCAAAGAAAUCGAGUAAUGAGAUUGAUGAAAUCUUCUCUGGGAAGAAGAGGAAGAAACCUGAAAAAGAAAAGAAUGUUAAGGCAAACGAAAAUGAAACUGAAGAGCCAAAAUUGUUGAAGAAGAAAAAGAAGUCCAAAGAAGAUAAAGAGGGAAGGUUUACCAAUCUGCCUUCUAAACCUCGAAAGAAAACAGAGGAUGGUCUGACCGUCUAUACAGAAGAGGAAUUAGGUAUUAGCAAUUCCAAUGCUGGAGGUACCCCACUUUGCCCAUUUGAUUGUGAUUGUUGCUUUUGAUGAUUCUUAGGUAUAACUGCUUGGAUUUAAUGAACCUACUGAGAUUUUGUUCUGGUUUUUUAAUUCUCAUUUGUGAUUGUGGAAUUUGUAGUUUAUGGGAAAUUUUGUUUGAAGUUCUACUUUUCUCUUCUUGUACACUAGAAUCAGAUUAAAUGAAAAAUAUUCAAUCCAUGCUACAUGGUACUUCUAAACUUCUCUA